AUGACAGGCCCACCAAUCCCCUCGACUAUGUUUGCCUGGAGGAAGUACAAGGGAAAUCAGGAACCAGUCUAUGAAGAAAUACCAGUACCGCCCACACCUGCAACGGGGUUCCUUGUGAAGAUAUUGGCAGCUGGAGGUAAGGUGUACAUCGAUUCCCCCCACAUAAUACCUGCAUUGUCGCCUUUCCCCCCGGAAUUGGAUUUUGUGAUCCCAGGCCACGAAGGAUGUGGAGAGAUUGUUAGGGUAGGUUCAGAGGUGCAAGAUUCGAAACACAAGCUAGGCGAUAUAGUCGCCAUCUAUGCCGUGCCUGGAUGCGGGUCAAAAGACUGUCCUGAAUGCGGACGGGAUCUCCCCCACCUGUGUCGGAUAGGAGAGCAUCAUGGAAUUGGUCAGGAUGGAAGUUUUGCGGACUAUAUCGCUAUCGACGCUAGAGCUGCGGUUGCUUUGCCAAAAGGUGUUUCCCCUGCCGAGGGCGCCGUUGCCACAGACGCAGGAACCACCGCCUAUUCAGCCAUCGUCAAGCGAGGCAAAAUCACAAAAGACCAAACAGUUGUGUUAUUUGGCCUUGGAGGCCUUGGCUUCAAUGCCUUACAGGUUAUAUUGUGGAUAGGAGCGAGAGUGAUCAUUUCGGACACGAGAGAAUCAACACUUGAGGAGGCAGCGAAACUUGGUGUCCCACGAAAGGAUAUCGUGCCUGUUGGAAAAUCCGUUCAAGAAUUUAUCAAGGAGAAUGGCUUAGAAGAUAAGAUUGAUACGGUUGCAGACUUUGUUGGAAAGACGCAGACUUUCAGCGAUGCCCAGAACAUCGUACGAUACGGUGGGACUCUUCUAUAUGUAGGCACUUUGUCUAACUACACAACCGUUGACGCAAAGAUUUGUAUUAAAAAACGGCUAACCGUCGUGUUCAAUUAUGGCGGUCAAUACGAGGACGUCGUGGAAGUGCUUGAUCUGAUAGCCAAGAAGGUUGUUCGGCCACAGGUCGAGACAGGCAGUUUCAAGGACUUCCCCAAAAUUGUGCAAGAUCUGCACGAGGGAAAGGUCAAGAGCCGAAUGGCUUUACUCCCUUCCCAUACUUGA
This is a messenger RNA of Venustampulla echinocandica, 1077 nucleotides long. RefSeq names its product alcohol dehydrogenase. The record is from RefSeq and is a predicted model, not a curated record. The transcript has 5 exons. Gene Ontology annotation, molecular function: oxidoreductase activity; zinc ion binding. Bases 1 to 1077 code for a protein of 358 amino acids. Lineage: Eukaryota; Fungi; Ascomycota; Leotiomycetes; Helotiales; Pleuroascaceae.